Messenger RNA from Coregonus sp. 'balchen', 14191 nucleotides. The record is from the annotation of a GenBank genome assembly. Lineage: Eukaryota; Metazoa; Chordata; Actinopteri; Salmoniformes; Salmonidae.
AUGAAGGGUAUACGAUUAAGCACAGUGGCACUUUAACAUGACUAACAUCCCUCUUCUUCCCCUCUCUCUCUCUCUUUCCCUCUCUCUCUCUCUCUCCUUCCCCUCUCUCUCUCUUCUUCCCCUCUCUCUCUCUUCUUCCCCUCUCUCUCUCUUCUCCCUCUCUCUUUCUCUCUCUCUCUCCUUUCUCUCUCUCUCUUUUCUCUCUCUCUCUCUCUCCCCCUACAGUGGGUAUCCCAACCAUAAAGUGGUGUGGGGCGGAGGGGGACUACAACGUGAUGGUGAUGGAGCUGUUAGGACCUAGUCUGGAGGACCUGUUCAACUUCUGCUCGCGCAAGUUCUCCCUCAAGACUGUCCUGCUGCUGGCUGACCAGAUGGUAAGAGACUGGCGUGCGUUCGCGGAGGCAGGGUGCGUUCGCUGCGGAGGCAGGGUACAGUACCUCCUUCGGGGGGGGGCAGUAUAACGAUGUCUACACCUGUCUUGAAUGACACUGGCCAUCUCUUAACUCUGCCUCCAUUCAGAAUGUUAGGAAGCCUUGUCCCACUGUGACCAUGCAGCCCUUUCAGGCUGGUGUAGAAGCACCUCCUGGGUGGCAUCAUGCCUCUAUUUGCAUUGUGUGUCAGGUUUGCAUUGCGGACUGUGUGAUGAUUGAGUGUAUGAGGUCACUACAUCCUCCUUCUCCUUGUUAGUUUCUCCCCAUCCUGUUUUUGAUUUAUUAGGGUCCCCAUUAGCCGACGCCAAUGGCGACAGCUAGUCUUACUGGGGUCCGACACAUAACGAAAAAUACAUUACAGACAAAAUACCUUACCAUUUACAUACAUUUAAAAACAUUAACAUGUAGUGUGUGUGCAUCUAUCAGUUACACAUACAUGUCAGUACAUACACACAACAAAUAGGUCACACUGUUGAACCAGUCAGAUGGGUCUAGUCUGGAUCAUAAAGUCAUUUAUUCAGUUGACUGUCCUAAGCCAAUCUACAUUGAUAGUACAGUGGUGUCACAGUUAGCCAGCUAAAAUGGUUUACAGUUAGUUAGCAAUUAGGGAUGUAACAUUUACAUUUACAUUUUAGUCAUUUAGCAGACACUCUUAUCCAGAGCGACUUACAGUCAGUGAGUGCAUACAUUAUUUUUUAUAUUUUUCAUACUGGCCCCCCAUGGGAAUCGAACCCACAACCCUGGCGUUGCAAACGCCAUGCUCUACCAACUGAGCUACAUCCCUGCCGGCCAUUCCCUCCCCUACCCUGGAUGACGCUGGGCCAAUUGUGCGCCGCCCCAUGGGUCUCCCGGUCGCGGCCGGCUACGACAGAGCCUGGAUUCGAACCAGGAUCUCUAGUGGCACAGCUAGCGAUGCAGUGCCUUAGACCACUGCGCCACUCGGGAGACUACGACGAUUCACCGAUACGCAUCGGUCCCCCGAUUCAAAUGUUUAAGUAUGCAUCGGUCAGAAAAGCGAUUCAAACAUGUUUUUGGCUGAUAUUACGUUCUUUCUACCUUCCGAAAAUACCUUUUAUCUUUUGUGACAACUGAUGUGUCAAACUGCAUGGAACUGUGUUGACAUCAUUGAUCUACAAGUCGUUUUGCAUGCUGGACAACCCCAGGAGAUAUCCGUAACUUGGUGUAUGUAGGGAGUUUCCAAUAAGGGAAACUGGACAUCUACCACCCCACUAUCAGUUAGCAAUGUUUGAUCUGAAAUCACCAUCACCCACUAAUUAAUUUGUAAUUUUUGCAGAUUAAAAGUGAAUAUAUAGCACAACUUUGGGAUUUCACCCCCGUCUCAUAAUGGAAUGGUUUAGACCGUUUGGAAGUUUUGACUGACUCUGAGAGAGCUUCUACCAGGUGUCUCGGGUUGUUUAUAAUACCAGGUGUCUCGGGUUGUUUAUAAUACCAGGUGUCUCGGGUUGUUUAUAAUACCAGGUGUCUCGGGUUGUUUAUAAUACCAGGUGUCUCGGGUUGUUUAUAAUACCAGGUGUCUCGGGUUGUUUAUAAUACCAGGUGUCUCGGGUUGUUUAUAAUACCAGGUGUCUCGGGUUGUUUAUAAUACCAGGUGUCUCGGGUUGUUUAUAAUACCAGGUGUCUCGGGUUGUUUAUAAUACCAGGUGUCUCGGGUUGUUUACAUUCUACCAUUGUGACACGCAUCCAUGUAUAUCCACUUGGUAUGUGCAUAAUUGAUUACGCUAACGCCAUCUCUCUCCUCUCCAGAUCAGCCUAGCUGUUAUUGAUGAAGCUCUCUCCUCUCCAGAUCAGACUAGCUGUUAUUGAUCAAGCUCUCUCCUCUCCAGAUCAGACUAGCUGUUAUUGAUCAAGCUCUCUCCAGAUCAGACUAGCUAUUAUUGAUCAAGCUCUCUCCUCUCCAGAUCAGCCGUAUAGAGUACAUCCACUCUAAGAACUUCAUCCACAGAGAUGUGAAGCCAGACAACUUCCUGAUGGGCCUGGGCAAGAAGGGUAACCUGGUGUACAUCAUCGACUUUGGCCUGGCCAAGAAAUACCGAGACGCCCGCACACACCAGCACAUCCCCUACCGCGAGAACAAGAACCUGACUGGCACCGCACGCUACGCAUCCAUCAACACACACCUGGGAAUCGGUAGGAUAUAUACACUAUAUAUACAAAAGUAUGUGGACACCCCUUCAAAUUAGUGGAUUCAGUUAUUUCAGCCACACCCGUUGCUGACAGGUGUAUUAAAUCGAGCACACAGCCUUACAAUCUCCAUAGACAAACAUUGGCAGUAGAAUGGCCUCACUGAAGAUCUGUGACUUUCAACGUGGCACUGACAUAGGAUGCUACCUUUCCAACCAGUCAGUUUGUCAAAUUUCUGCCCUGCUAGAGCUGUCCCGGGCAACUGUAAGUGCUGUUAUUGUGAAGUGGAAAUGUCUAGGAGCAACAACGGCUCAGCCGUGAAGUGGUAGGCCACACAAGCUCACAGAACGGGACUGCUGAAGCACAUAGCGCGUAAAAAUCGCCUGUCCUCGGUUGCAACACUCACUACCUCUGGAAGCAACGUCAGCACAAGAACUGUUCAUCGGGAGCUUCGUGAAAUGGGUUACCAUGGCCGAGCAUCCGCACACAAGCCUAAGAUCACCAUGUGCAAAGCCAAGCAUCGGCUGAAGUGGUGUAAAGCUCGCCACCAUUGGACUCUGGAGCAGUGGAAACGCGUUCUCUGGAGUGAUGAAUCACAAUUCACGAUCUGGCAGGACGAUGGACAAAUCAGGGUUUGGCGGAUGCCAGGAGAAAGCUACCUUCCCCAAUGCAUAGUGCCAACUGUACAGUUUGGUGGAGGAGGAAUAAUGGUCUGGGGCUGUUUUUCAUGGUUUGGGCUAGGCCCCAUAGUUCCAGUGAAAGUCAAUCUUAACGCUACAGCAUACAAUGACAUUCUAGACGAUUCUGUUCUUCCAAUUUGGUGGAAACAGUUUGGGGACGACCCUUUCCUGUUUACGUAUGACAAUGCCCUUGUGCACAAAGCGAGGUCCAUACAGAAAUGGUUUGUCGAGAUCUGUGUGGAAGAACUUGACUGGCCUGCACAGAGCCCUGACCUCAACCCCAUCGAACACCUUUGGGAUGAAUUGGAACGCCGACUGCGAGCCAUGCCUAAUCGCCCAACAUCAGUGCCCGACCUUACCAAUGCUCAUGUCUGAAUGGAAGCAAGUCCACGCAGCAAUGUUCAAACAUCUAGUGGAAAGCCUUCCCAGCAGGUGUCCACAUACCUUUGGCUAUAUAACAAACAUGCUAAUUGACGCCACUCCACCCUCCUAAUCCCAACAUCACCCCUACCUCUCUCUUCGCAUCCCCCACAUGCUCGUCUCCUUCUUCCCCUCUCCGCUCUUCACUCCUUCUAUUCUCCUGUCCCCACCCUCUCUCCCCACCUCUCUCGCUCUCUCUCUCUUCUCUUCUCUCUCCUCUCUCUCUCUCUUCUCCUCUUCUCUCUCUCUCUCUCUCCUUCUCCCUUCUCUCUCUCUCCUCUCUCCCUCUCUCCUCUCUCUCGCUCUCCCUCUUCUCUCCCUUCUCCCUCUCUGCUCUCUCCUCUCUCUCUGUCUUCUCUCCUCUCUCUUCUCCCUGUCUCUCUGCUCUCUCCUCUCUCUCUCUCUCUCUCUUCUCCCUUUCUCUUCUUCUCCUUUCUCUCUCUCCUGCUCUCUCUCUCUCUCUCCUCUCUCUCUUCUCUUCUUUUCCUUCCUCUCUCUCUCUCCUCCCUCUCUCUUGUUCUCUUCUCCCUGUGUCUCUCUCUCUCCUCUCCUCUCUCCUCUACAGAGCAGUCUCGUCGUGAUGACCUGGAGUCUCUUGGUUAUGUCCUGAUGUACUUCAACCUGGGCAGUCUGCCCUGGCAGGGCCUGAAGGCAGCCACCAAGAGACAGAAGUACGAACGCAUCAGUGAGAAGAAGAUGUCGACCCCCAUCGAGGUCCUCUGCAAGGGAUACCCAUGUGAGUAGCUGAAAGACCUGACUGGUUGGAAGUUGAUGGGUUUUCUGAAGUCAAAACAUGUCGUUUUUGCAUAGUAGAUCCUUGUACAUAUAGAAUUUCCACUCCCAGUCUUUUAAAGUGGAUAGCUCUUAUGUGGUCCAAAAUGGUAUGGAUCGGGUUAGGAGUUUUUCCUGAGCAUGUGACCUAACCAGGAAGACAAUAGAUCAGAUUCAGAUGAUGAUCCACUCAGUAUUUGUUUGUAGUGUAUAUCUUGUUGUCUUGGGGCAGCCCAUGAGACUAGAAGGAUUCACAUUCAGGGGCAGCCUAGGAGACUAGCUUAUUCGCAUUCAGGGGCAGCCCAUGAGACUAGAUGGAUUCACAUUCAGUGGCAGCCCAUGAGACUAGAUUAGUCACUUUCAGGGGCAGCCCAUGAGACUAGAAGGAUUCACAUUCAGGGGCAGCCUAGGAGACUAGCUUAUUCGCAUUCAGGGGCAGCCCAUGAGACUAGAUGGAUUCACAUUCAGUGGCAGCCCAUGAGACUAGAUUAGUCACAUUCAGGGCCAGCCCAUGAGACUAGAUUAUUCACUUUCAGGGGCAGCCCAUGAGACUAGAAGGAUUCACAUUCAGGGGCAGCCUAGGAGACUAGAUUAUUCACAUUCAGGGGCAGCCCAUGAGACUAGAAGGAUUCACAUUCAGGGGCAGCCCAUGAGACUAGAAUGAUUCACAUUCAGGGGCAGCCCAUGAGACUAGAAGGAUUCACAUUCAGGGGCAGCCCAUGAGACUAGAAGGAUUCACAUUCAGGGGCAGCCCAUGAGACUAGAAGGAUUCACAUUCAGGGGCAGCCCACGAGACUAGAUGAUUCACAUUCAGGGGCAGCCCAGGAGACUAGAUGAUUCACAUUCAGGCAUUUGAUUCCACAUAAUUGUUAUACAACUGGAUGUAUAAAGAGCUGUAUUCUGACCCAUCCUCUUGUUUCUCCUCUCAGCGGAGUUUGCCACGUACCUGAACUUCUGCCGUUCUCUGCGGUUCGAUGACAAGCCGGACUACUCGUACCUCAGACAGCUGUUCAGAAACCUGUUCCACAGACAGGGCUUCUCCUACGACUACGUCUUCGACUGGAACAUGCUUAAGUUCGUGAGUAACGUCUCUGCUACAUCUGAUUCAUCCCCUUCAUUACGUUGAUUCAGGCUGGAAUCUUUUCAUUACAAUAAUAUCUCCUUUCUCCUGAAGUGUACAGUCGUUCACUAAUUCCCACAAAUCUGAAAGCAUUGGAUUGGUGGAGACAUGGGCUGGUGGGAGUUUCCACCGUAUUUCUUAUACCAUUUUCUUUCAAAUCAGUGAAGUGAAGUGAACCAGUGCACACUUUGAGGAAGGAGAGAUAAUUGAGACAUAGCCCUGGACUGUCCAAGGUGGCCAUUUUGUUGGUCUACUGAUAGCAGUGGUGUCCCUGGCAACGGCAGCCAUUUUGAAUCAAUAAGAUCCAGUUGUGUUUCUGUGAUAGGGAAGGGUUGGGAGGUGGGAAUGUGUGUGACCAUAGUUUCCAUUUGACCAGGGUGUUUAUUUCUCUGUGUAUACAGGGUGCUAACAGGGCAGCGGAGGAUGCAGAGAGGGAGAGGAGAGCCGGUGAGGACAGACUGAGGCAGGGACAGGCCAGGGCCCCUGCAGGGGCAAGAGGGAUCCCCUCCGCCUCCGGGCGAGCCAGAGGAGCACAGGACGCAGCCGCACCCACACCCCUCACACCCACCUCACACACAGGUUAGUGAAAACACACCUCACAUAAGUGAAGACUCGCACCACACCCGCCUCACAUACACACCUCACACACAGGUCUGAUAUGCUACACACACACACACACCACGUACACACACCACGUAUAGCCAAGCGCUCACACCAGUACAUCACAUGCUCCUUGUUUAAGAUAGGCCCUGUACAGAUACAUUGACUUCAAAACGACUGCGUGAACAUGAUUAUUCCGAGGUGUCUGUUCCCUAUCCCAGGUAUGGAGCGUGAGGUGUGUCUCUCUCUAACCCUAGGUGUCUGUUCCCUAUCCCAGGUAUGGAGCGUGAGGUUUGUCUCUCUAACCCCAGGUGUCUGUUCCCUAUCCCAGGUAUGGAGCGUGAGGUGUGUGUCUCUCUCUAACCCCAGGUGUCUGUUCCCUAUCCCAGGUAUGGAGCGUGAGGUGUGUCUCUAACCCCAGGUGUCUGUUCCCUAUCCCAGGUAUGGAGCGUGAGGUGUGUCUCUCUCUAACCCCAGGUGUCUGUUCCCUAUCCCAGGUAUGGAGCGUGAGGUGUGUCUCUCUCUAACCCCAGGUGUCUGUUCCCUAUCCCAGGUAUGGAGCGUGAGGUGUGUCUCUCUCUAACCCCAGGUGUCUGUUCCCUAUCCCAGGUAUGGAGCGUGAGGUGUGUCUCUCUCUAACCCCAGGUGUCUGUUCCCUAUCCCAGGAAUGGAGCGUGAGGUGUGUCUCUCUCUAACCCCAGGUGUCUGUUCCCUAUCCCAGGUAUGGAGCGUGAGGUGUGUGUCUCUCUAACCCCAGGUGUCUGUUCCCUAUCCCAGGUAUGGAGCGUGAGGUGUGUCUCUCUCUAACCCCAGGUGUCUGUUCCCUAUCCCAGGUAUGGAGCGUGAGGUGUGUGUCUCUCUCUAACCCCAGGUGUCUGUUCCCUAUCCCAGGUAUGGAGCGUGAGGUGUGUCUCUAACCCCAGGUGUCUGUUCCCUAUCCCAGGUAUGGAGCCUGAGGUGUGUGUCUCUCUCUAACCCCAGGUGUCUGUUCCCUAUCCCAGGUAUGGAGCGUGAGGUGUGUUUCUAACCCCAGGUGUCUGUUCCCUAUCCCAGGUAUGGAGCGUGAGGUGUGUCUCUCUCUAACCCCAGGUGUCGGUUCCCUAUCCCAAGUAUGGAGCGUGAGGUGUGUCUCUAACCCCAGGUGUCUGUUCCCUAUCCCAGGUAUGGAGCGUGAGGUGUGUGUCUCUCUCUAACCCCAGGUGUCUGUCCCCUAUCCCAGGUAUGGAGCGAGAGAGGAAGGUGAGCAUGCGUCUUCACCGUGGAGCUCCUGUCAACAUCUCCUCCUCAGACCUGACUGGACGACAGGACUCACGCAUGUCCACCUCACAGGUAAAGACUCACACCCACUUCUCACAGGUCUGAAAACAACGUCAUGUUUCUAGCCCUGUUCUAUUGUUUUAAGGUCAUCGUUCCUUUUCAACUAUCACUCAUGGCACUAACGAUCAACACCACAGGGCAUCCACACAGUCACACAGGAAUGUGAAGCGUUUUCACUGGCAUCAUAACAUGGCUGUAAUGUUGCAGGGUGUCAAGUGUUUUCCCUAUUUUCAUUUAGCAGUGGCAGGCUGCCGCUCUAAAGUAAAAACAUUUGAAGAUCAUUUUUGGGAUGGUGAAACGUUUUCAGUGUAAACUUAAACGACUAAAACCAGAUAUAAAGUAUGUAGAAAAGAUAAUGGAGUAAUAUAUUUUUUUAUUAGAUCUUUGAGAACUAAGAGUAGCUGCUGCCUAAAGACAAAACGAACAAUCACCACAAUAAAAACUAGACAGUCAGGGAGAAUCAACCAUUAAAAAAAAUAUAAUGGCAUAUGGCCCACAUUUUGAUUUUGUUAUAAUGUUUGAGUCAAUCAGAUGGCAUAAGAACACGGCAUAAGCCAUGGCAAAUUGUGUAGAACUGCAGUAAACUAAAGGUCUGGGUGUGGCUCAUAGACGGGCUCUGAAACUCCAACAUGAUGGACCUCUGUGAAUAAGCAGUGGAAUGGUUAGAGAAAAAAGGAAUUUGACUCUAAAUGCUGUGCUUGUUCAUAAUGGUUGGCCUAAGCAAAGCACCGCUCCAAUCAAAGAAUCUGUGAGCAUCUAGCUAGUUUAGUUUAUACUGACCCUCAUGACGAGCAGUCGCUGGCGUGAUCGCUGUGUGACUGGUAACACCAUAUGGCUAAGCUGGCUGACUGUUGGCAUGAACAGGGUGAUGGGAUCAUGCUGUGUAGUGACAAACCAUUUCUGUAUGGACCUCGCUUUGUGCACGGGGGCAUUGUCAUGCUGAAACAUCAAAGGGCCUUCCCCAAACUGUUCCCACAAAGUUGGAAGCAUAGAAUCGUCUAGAAUGUCGUUGUAUGCUGUAGCGUUAAGAUUUCCCUUCACUGGAACUAAGGGGCCUAGCCCGAACCAUGAAAAACAGCCCCAGACCAUUAUUUUUCCUCCACCAAACUUUACAGUUGGCACUAUGCAUUGGGGCAGGUAGGGUUUUCCUGGCAUCCGCCAAACCCAGAUUCAUCCGUCGGACUGCCAGAUGGUGAAGCGUGAUUCAUCACUCCAGAGAACGUGUUUCCACUGCUCCAGAGUCCAAUGGCAGCAAGCUUUACACCACUCCAGCCGACGCUUGGCAUUGCUCAUGGUGAUCUUAGGCUUGUGUGCGGCUGUCGGCCAUGGAAACUCAUUUCAUGAAGCUCCCGACGAGCAGUUCUUGUGCUGACGUUGCUUCCAGAGGCAGUUUAGAACUCGCUAGUGAGUGUUGUAACCGAGGACAGAAUUUUUACACGCUUCAGCACUCGGCGGUCCCGUUCUAUGAGCUUGUGUGGCCUUCCUUUGCUGCUGGGCCGUUCUUGCUCUUAGACGUUUCGACUUCACAAUAAUGGCACUUACAGUUGACUGGGGCAGCUUUUGCAGGGCAGACGAACUGACUUGUUGGAAAGGUGGCAUCCUAUGACGGUGCCACGUUGAAAGUCACUGCGCUCUUCAGUAUGGGCCAUUCUACUGCCAAUGUUUGUCUAUGGAGAUUGCAUGGCUGUGUGCUCGAUUUUAUAUACCGGUCAACAACGGGUGUGGCUGAAAUAGCCUCCUCCUCCCACCAACUCAGAAUAGCAUUCCCUUCGAUCAUCAUCUGGGAAAGUAGCAGCUCGCCACGUCCUGGUGUGAACGGCUGGCUGGCUGGUGAGUCACCACUAGUUUCCCAAAUGGCACCAUAUGUACUACAUAGUAAUAAUAAUAAUAAUAUGCCAUUUAGCAGACGCUUUUAUCCAAAGCGACUUACAGUCAUGUGUGCAUACAUUUUUAUGUAUGGGUGGUCCCGGGGAUCGAACCCACUACCCUGGCGUUACAAGCGCCCAUGCUCUACCAAUUGAGCUACAGAGGACCACACAGUAGUUCACUACUGUUGACCAGAGCCUUAUACCCACGUUAGGUAAGAGUGUAGGUGUAGGUGUCCCCUCAACCCCACCCUAAUCCCCCCUUUAGAAAUAUCUACAGGCUCCAGGUGUCCGCAUGCUUCUGGUCAACAGGAGGGAUUCUUCAAUGAAGUGUUUGUUUGUUGUCAUUCAACGAGAGAUGACUCUUUGUUUUUGUCAUGGAAUUUUUUUUAUUGAGUAAUACUGCACCAAACAUCUUAGAUGUGAAAUUGCGCGACUAAGAACUCCUUGGCAAAAAUCGUCAAAAUUUAGGACAGAUUUCUUGAGUUAUCUAAGAUUAAUUCUGGCUACGGCGUCUCAAGAUGGACAAACAGUACUAUUGACGCUUUUUUCUGGGUUUUUUCAAGCGAAGGUCUUUUAGGGGAGGAUGCGAGCCACUCGUUGGGUUGGCCUAGCCGAGUUCAGCUAGGCUCCAGCUGAACCGAAGCAUGUUGACGCCUUCAGGCUACGUCUUGAUAGUCUAAAGACUAUUUCACCCCCACCCUAACCCCCCUAUAGAAAUAUCUAUGGGUUACUACGUCUCAAUAGUCUAAAGAAGUGAUGGUAACCGUGUGGCUGUCACUUACCAACCCCACUCUAACCCCCCUAUAGAAACAGGUUCCAUCUCAGUAGUCUAAAGCAGAGUCUAUAUAUAGUAUGACAAGUCUAAAGUGGCUUGAUCCCCAUGUCUCCUUUCCUUCAUCUGAAAUGAACCUGAAAGAAUCAGAAAGGUGAAGAAAAUGAGGUUAUUUUAGACUCAGAGAUCCAGAGUCUAUUCCAUAGUAGAUUAACCCCAUAAGGCUAACUCCACUCUGGAAACUCCGGUUCUGGAUGGCCAGAAACAUUCCAUUCUGGAACUCUUCAGGAUGUAAUAAAGGAGAAAUGGAAUUCUAUCCACAGAUUCAGUUCCACAUUCUUUCCAUGUUCCGCAUUCCCCAUUUUAUAGGAAUUUCAGUUCUCUAGAACAAGGAUUCUAACCCCUCUCUGCACCCCCAUCCCCUUCUAAAAUAGUUCAUAACCCCUGUACUUGACCUCCUUAACUAGGUCUGGUUCACCCCAUUACCUUACAAGGCUGUGGGCUGUGUAACAUAAGAUUUAAGACAAGGUAGACCCUCUCUGACACAAACAAACAAUACCCUCUGUUAGGUAGUGUUUGGUUUAAGCUCCUCCAUUCACCCACAAUACCCUCUGUUAGGUAGUGUUUGGUUUAAGCUCCUCCAUUCACCCACAAUACCCUCUGUUAGGUAGUGUUUGGUCUAAGCUCCUCCAUUCACCCACAAUACCCUCUGUUAGGUAGUGUUUGGUCUAAGCUCCUCCAUUCACCCACAAUACCCUCUGUUAGGUAGUGUUUGGUCUAAGCUCCUCCAUUCACCCACAAUACCCUCUGUUAGGUAGUGUUUGGUUUAAGCUCCUCCAUUCUGUAGUGGACAGAUUGUGACAGUAUUCUUCCCAUGGUCCUUAUACAGAGCCUUCAGAAAGUAUUCACACCCCUUGACUUCAUCCACAUUUUGUUGUUACAUCCUGAAUUUAAAAUGGAUUACAUUGAGAUUUUUGUCACUGAUUUACACACACAGUACCCCGUCUCUGUACCCCACACAUACAAUUAUCUAUAAGGUCCCUCAGUCGAACAAGCACAGAUUAUACCACAAAGACCACAGAGGUUUCCCAAUGCCUCGCAAAGAAGGGCACCACCUAUUGGUAGUAGAUGUUUUAUUUUUUAAAGAAGAAAAAAAAAAAUAUAUAUAUAUAUAUAUAUAUAUACAGGUAAAAGUCAGUAAAUUAGAAUAUUUUGAAAAACUUGAUUUAUUUCAGUAAUUGCAUUCAAAAGGUGUAACUUGUACAUUAUAUUUAUUCAUUGCACACAGACUGAUGCAUUCAAAUGUUUAUUUCAUUUAAUUUUGAUGAUUUGAAGUGGCAACAAAUGAAAAUCCAAAAUUCCGUGUGUCACAAAAUUAGAAUAUUGUGUAAGGGUUACAUUUUGAAGACACCUGGUGCCACAAAAUAAUCAGCUGAUUAACUCAAAACACCUGCAAAGGGCUUUAAAUGGUCUCUCAGUCCAGUUCUGAAGCCUACACAAACAUGGGGAAGACUUCAGAUUUGACAGCUGUCCAAAAGGCGACCAUCGACACAUUGCACAAGGAGGGAAAGACACAAAAGGUUAUUGCAGAAGAGGCUGGCUGUUCUCAGAGCUCUGUGUCCAAACACAUUAAUAGAGAGGCAAAGGGAAGGAAAAACUGUGGUCAGAAAAAGUGUACAAGCGAUAGGGAUCACCAUCGCCCUAGUCAAGAUUGUGAAAAAAAACCCAUUCAAAAAUGUGGGGGAGAUUCACAAGGAGUGGACAGCUGCUGGAGUCAGGGCUUCAAGAUCCACCACCAAGAGACGCUUGAAAGACAUGGGUUUCAACUGCCGCAUACCUCGUGUCAAGCCACUGUUGACCAAGAAACAGCGCGAAAAGCGUCUCACCUGGGCUAAGGAAAAAAAGAGCUGGACUGCUGCUGAGUGGUCUAAAGUCAUGUUUUCUGACGAAAGCAAAUUUUGCAUUUCCUUUGGAAAUCGAGGUCCCAGAGUCUGGAGGAAGACAGGAGAGGCACAGGAUCCACGUUGCCUGAAGUCUAGUGUAAAGUUUCCACCAUCAGUGAUGGUUUGGGGUGCCAUGUCAUCUGCUGGUGUCGGUCCACUCUGUUCCUGAGAUCAAGGGUCAACGCAGCCGUCUACCAGCAAGUUUUAGAGCACUUCAUGCUUCCUGCUGCUGACCUGCUCUAUGGAGAUGGAGAUUUCAGGUUCCAACAGGACUUGGCGCCUGCACACAGCGCAAAAAUCUACCCGUGCCUGGUUUACGGACCAUGGUAUUUCUGUUCUAAAUUGGCCAGCCAACUCCCCUGACCUUAGCCCCAUAGAAAAUCUGUGGGGUAUUGUGAAAAGGAAGAUGCAGAAUGCCAGACCCAACAACGCAGAAGAGUUGAAGGCCACUAUCAGAGCAACCUGGGCUCUCAUAACACCUGAGCAGUGCCAGAAACUCAUCGACUCCAUGCCACGCCGCAUUAAUGCAGUAAUUGAGGCAAAAGGAGCUCCAACCAAGUAUUGAGUAUUGUACAUGCUCAUAUUUUUCAUUUUCAUACUUUUCAGUUGGCCAACAUUUCUAAAAAAUCCCUUUUUUGUAUUAGCCUUAAGUAAUAUUCUAAUUUUGUGACACACGGAAUUUUGGAUUUUCAUUUGUUGCCACUUCAAAUCAUCAAAAUUAAAUGAAAUAAACAUUUGAAUGCAUCAGUCUGUGUGCAAUGAAUAAAUAUAAUGUACAAGUUACACCUUUUGAAUGCAAUUACUGAAAUAAAUCAAGUUUUUCAAAAUAUUCUAAUUUACUGACUUUUACCUGUAUAUAUAUAUAUAUACAAAAGCAGACAUUGAAUAUCUCUUUGAGCAUGGUGAAGUUAUUAAUUACACUUUGGAUGGUGUAUCAAUACACCCAGUCACUAAAAAGAUACAAGCGUUUGAUGUUCUCAAACUAAACGUGUGUGUGUCGGUGUCAGUGUCAGGUGAGGAAAUGGAGAAAGUGUUGUUGUAAUACUCGUGUGUCCUGGCUGCAACCUACACUCCUUAUUGAAUGGACUGAAUAGAACGAACACCCUAAGCAUCGGCUGGCAUUCACCUGUUACACUAUAUACUAUAUUACUAUUAGACUGGUAAUAUAUACUGUAGCUCAGCUGGUAGAGCACGGCGCUUGUAACGCCAAGGUAGUGGGUUCGAUCCCCGGGACCACCCAUACACAAAAAAAAAAACAUGUAUGCACGCAUGACUGUAAGUCGCUUUGGAUAAAAGCAUCUGCUAAAUGUCAAGUCAAAGCGACAAGGAGUGACCAGGAGUUGCCAUUAUAGCACAGACAGACUGGCGCUCAUAUCAGACUACAGAGAAUUAGUUUUGUUCUGUACAAUCAUUUCUAUCUGAACAUUCUGGAAUGUUACACCUUCUCAAAUAAUGAGCUCCACCUCAUUAAUAUUCCAGUCUAUUAAAUAUGAAUGUCCUCAUCAUUUGUAUACUUAACCACCGCAGUGGUGAGACAAUGAGUGGUGCUCACUGGUAUGGUGGAUAUUGUUGAAGCACUGUUGGUGCUCUGUCUGUCUGUCUGUCUCUGUCUCUAUAACCAGGAUGUUGUUGAAGCACUGUUGGUGCUCUGUCUGUCUGUCUCUGUCUCUAUAACCAGGAUUGUUGAAGCACUGUUGGUGCUCUGUCUGUCCUGUCUCUGUCUCUAACCGAUGUUGUCAGCUAUAGACUGUCAAUUGAGGGAUGUCCCUCCCUCCUUGUGUUGUUGUGUUCAACCUCUUAAAUCCCUCCAAGUCCCCCUUUCUAAUGUGUAAUAUCACUGUUGUUUAGUGCUACUCUCCCUCUCUCUCUCCCUGCCCUCUCUGUCCCCCCUUCUCCUCUCUCUCUCCUCUCGUCUUCCUCUCCUCUCCUCUCUCUCUCCUCUCCUCUCUGUACUCUCUUCCCUCUCUCUGCCAUGGUCUUCUCUCGUCCCCUGCCCUCCUCUCUCUCUCUCUCUCUCUCUCUCUGUCCCCCCUUCUCUCCCUCUUUCCUUACUCUCUCUCUCCCUCCCUCCUCCAGGCUCUCUCUCGUGUCACCCCCAGUGGCCUCCAGUCAGCAGCCCCUCGAUGA